AUGGAAAUCGAAGCAUUCAUCACAAACUUGCCGAAAGUCGAGCUACAUAUCCAUAUAGAGGGCACCCUCACUCCAGAGCUCCGCUGGCAGCUAGGUCACAAGAAUGGCAUCGCACUGCCCUUCGAUUCUUUCGAGGAGCUUGAAGCUUCCUACAGGCCAGACCCUGACGACGAGAGAAUCGGCGCAGAUGGCCUGGCUAGAUUCCUUAAGCAAUACUUCGGAGGAUUGGAAGUCUUGCGUACAGCCUCGGACUUCUAUGAAUUGGGCAUGAGGUACUUCCGUUCGGCGGCUGCGAUGAAUGUUCGCCAUGCGGAGGUCUUUUUCGAUCCGCAGGCCCACACCGAGCGUGGUGUGCCUAUAGCUGAAGUCAUGCAAGGACUGCAAGAUGCGCAAGGACAAGCGAAGCAAGAACUUGGCAUGACUUGCGACUAUAUAUUGUGCUUUCUUCGCUCAAUGAGUGCUGAGUCGGCAGAGGAGAUCUAUGACUUAUGUCAGCCAUACCGUCACACUAUGUUCUGCGGCGUCGGUCUGGACGGAGCUGAGGCUGGCCGUCCACCACUCCUCUUCCGCAGCAUCUUCGAGAGAGCAGCUCGUGAUGGCCUCAAGGUUACCAGCCAUUGUGAUUUUGCGCAGCCGAAUACCCACGAGCACAUCAAGCAGUGCGCCAGUACGAUAUGUGGCACGGGUCUCGAUCGUAUUGAUCAUGGCCUCAGCGCCGCGGACAGCCGCGAGCUCAUUGAGAUGAUCAAGAACAACGACAUUGGAAUGACGCUUUGUCCAAACGCAUACAAUCGCCGCUGGAGUGACCAUGAGGUCUACCCUCUGAUACGCAGGCUGUUUGAUGCAGACAUCAAAAUUACCAUCAAUUCGGACGACCCGACCUAUAUGAAUGACAAGUGGAUCGUUCAUAACAUGCAGAUGGUCCGUGACCGGUGUCCAUUCUCGGACGUGGAGAUGAUACAGCUGGCGAAGAACGCCAUUGAUAUCUGCUGGGCUUCUCCAGCGAGAAAGAAGCAGUUGAUGGAUGAGCUCUUCAGAUACCAGGAUCGCAUGAUAUCCGGCAAGACUCCGGCGUGUAAGGUCGUCGAGAUAAGCGGACUUGUUCCGUUGCCGAGUCUUACAUAA
This is a messenger RNA of Cyphellophora attinorum, 1125 nucleotides long. RefSeq names its product putative deaminase. Gene Ontology annotation, biological process: hypoxanthine salvage; adenine catabolic process. The coding region runs from base 1 to 1125 and encodes 374 amino acids. Gene Ontology annotation, molecular function: adenine deaminase activity. NCBI's taxonomy places the organism in Eukaryota, Fungi, Ascomycota, Eurotiomycetes, Chaetothyriales, Cyphellophoraceae. Gene Ontology annotation, cellular component: cytosol. The transcript is spliced from 2 exons. The record is from RefSeq and is a predicted model, not a curated record.